Molecule: messenger RNA, 1605 nt
Organism: Adineta steineri
Lineage: Eukaryota; Metazoa; Rotifera; Eurotatoria; Adinetida; Adinetidae
Source: the annotation of a GenBank genome assembly
AUGAAUUCGAAUCGAGCAGAACAGGCUGUUUCCCCACUAUUAUCUACUGUAAAUAAUAAAGAAGAAAGAUACCAACCAAAGACAAUACAACAACAUAAUCGAGGAAGAUAUGCUUAUUUACCUAUAUUUCCAACAAAAUCUUUUGGUCCAAGUGAUGAUCUACUUUUAGCCAAUGUACCAGCUAGUAGUCUUACAGCAUAUGAAUUAGUUCAACGUCAACAAGGAGCCGAUACGAAUGAUGCAUUAACAAUGAUGAAUAAUUAUAUGUAUUCUGAUCCAGAAGGAUUUAGUUUAUCUGAACAAGAUGCGAACGAAUUAGCCAUACGUUUACAAGUAGGCAAAUCCAUCAUUACUUUUAAUGCUAAUCGACUUCGUAGCAUCUGUUAUACUUUUCUUGCAUUACAUAAAAGAUUUCGACGUAAGGUGCUUGAAAUGAACCAUAUAACUUUAGAUGAACCAGUACUUAAUUCAAAACACAUGGCCUUAGCACUUGAAUUCUAUCUGCAAAUAGAUGUGGACGUAUUUUAUAUGAAAACUUGUUCAUAUCGUGAAACUGCUGACUCUUAUUCUAUUGAUAACAUGAGUAAAGGUCUUUUCUAUGACAAAGAUGAAUUACAAACAAGAUACAACCUAAUUCCAUGUGAUAGUCUAUUUUGUUCAUGUUGUCAUCCACGAAAUACUACGAAAAGAAGUCAUUCAUGGUCAGUCAUUGAUUUUCAAUCAAGUUCAACACAUCAAUUUGUCAAUGGUUAUACGACUUAUCUCAAUUGGCCAGCUACAUGUGAUACAUCAAAUAUCAUCUAUGCUAUGACAUGUCCAUGUCAACAAUAUGAUUAUGUCGAAUCAACAGAAAAUACUUUGCAUGAUGCUAUGAAUUGUAUGUUAUUUCACAUGACUAUGAAUAUUGUUUUCAUUGCUGCUAAUAUAGAUCAUCGAAAACAUGGUAAUCGAAUUAUACAUGAAACGUUAACUGGUACUCGUCUAUAUCGAGGAUCAAUAGUUGAUCCUAUGGAGAAACAAAAAGAAAUAGCGAAUAAAAUGCGUCUCUAUCAACAUUCUGCUCAAUGUCCAAUAGCACUUCGUUCAUUUCUAGAUUGUAAUCCAGACUAUUGGUGUUUUGUUCCAAUACUUUGGGCAGAUGCAGUCACCGAGAAUAUUAUUUAUUUUCGAACAAGAUCAAGUACAAAUAAUUUAGAAGAAACUAAUAUUAGUGGAGUGACUGCUAUUGAUAAUCAAAGAGUACUUCAUUAUCUUGAGCAUGUACCACAACCACCAGCACCUUAUGACUUUUCCUAUCAACAACGACAAAAGCAACGUCAAUUUUUCGAACGAUUUCUUACAUCGCCAUUUUAUCAAUUGCCUUAUUCGCCAUUGGAUCUAUAUCGAAUAGCAAUUAUUGCCAUUUUACCAAAUGAUCGUUCGAUUAUAUUACGAUAUAUUAUUGAAACAUUAUUUAUUCUACAUGGUGAAACUAAAUUAAAUAUGAUUUGUCCACUUGGCGGUGAUCCUUAUCAACGUUAUGGUCCUCCUUAUAGUAGUGUGUGGUGUGCUAAUUUAAAUGAUAGUGGUUUACCAAGUGCUACGGCAAAAACCACGACAGUUUGA